Messenger RNA from Gadus chalcogrammus (walleye pollock), 3089 nucleotides. Its product is annotated as E3 ubiquitin/ISG15 ligase TRIM25-like. NCBI's taxonomy places the organism in Eukaryota, Metazoa, Chordata, Actinopteri, Gadiformes, Gadidae. The coding region runs from base 113 to 1705 and encodes 530 amino acids. The record is from RefSeq and is a predicted model, not a curated record. The transcript is spliced from 3 exons.
CUCUGCUGCGCGCCACAUUCACCAUGUUGACGCGAGGAAGAGCAGCGUCUGAGAGGAGCGCACCUUCACUUCGCCUUUAAACAUAGCCUACUCAACUCCACAGCCAGCUGUCAUGUCCUGUACUGGGGAAACCAUCUCUGCCAAGAACGAGAGGGAGUCUACUUGUCCCAUCUGCUUGCAGCUGUUCUCUGAGCCAAUGUCUCUGCCCUGUGGACAUAUCUACUGUCUGCCAUGUUUACAGACCAUGUCUGCAGGACUUGAUCAAAACAACUGCCCUGAAUGCCAGCAGGAGUACGGUGGAACUGAUGCCUUGGUGAAGAACAUGAAAAUGUGCAGCAUGGUUGAAGCACAUAAAGCUGCUCUUGGAAGUGAUGUCAAUGCAAACAAAUCAUACUUAGACUGUGGCAAAGAAAUGACCGCAACAGAACAUAGAGAGGUAACAUGCUAUUGCUACCAAGCAACCGAACCAGCUCAGAGCCAAUUAAAGGAGCCUGAGAAGCAGAAUCCCCUGGAGGUCCAAGAUGGCUACAGGACUGAGUUAGAUUCCUCAGGGCCCCUACCCGUAUCUCCUAAACAGCACCUGCCCACUCCACCUAAACCAGAAAGCAACGCAUCAAAGAAAACGGAGAUGGACGAACCUAAAUUCCGACUGGCCUCCCAACUCACAGAGUUGACCGUCAGGUUAGACAUGGCCGAGUGUGCUCUGAGGAAGGAGAAGGAACGGGAGGAGGAGGUGAGUGCCGCCAAUGAGGAGCUGAGAGCGGCCGCAGCAAAACUUCUUCAUGACAUCCAAGCUCUGUCCCUGACCUACAGUGAGGCGGUGACCCAGUUAAUCGAAGGAGAGCUGAGCCCGGGUGAGGGUAGCCUACGCACCAGGGUGAGUCAGGCUUCCCAGCUGACCGAGCAGCUGAGACACACAGUGCUCAGCGCAGAGUCCCUGUUGACCGAAGACGACAAAGCCACGUUCACCGAGGAUCUGAACCUCCUGCAGCCACGCAUCGUGCAGCUGAUGAGCCAGCCUCAGGCGGGGGAAGAGGCGGAGCCCGGAACCGCAUCGAAAAGGAACGUCUCACUCGCUUGCGCCAAGCUGGAGGCAGCAAACGCUGAUUUCAAGGCGGGCACGGGAGACAUUCACCGCGCGCUCCGGAACCUUCUCAACCCGUCGGAGGUGACCUUCGACCCGGACACCGCCCACCCCAACCUGGUGCUGUCGGGUGACAUGAAGACGGUGACCUACGGUGCCACCAAGCAGGCCUAUCCGACCUCUCCGGAGAGGUUCACCAGCUUCCUCCAGGUGCUCAGCAGCCAGAGCUUCUCCGGUGGGGAGCACUGCUGGCGGGUGGAGCUUGAAGGCGCCCCGUGGGCCAUCGGCGUAUGCUACAGCGGGCAGCUGGCCCGCAGCGGGCUGCCCAGCGCACUGGAGAGCAGCCGCAGCUCCUGGUGUCUGAUGUGGUCCGAGAACCGCCUGAGGGCUUUCGAGCGGGGUCACGAUGUGCCGCUGAAGUUAACCACACUGUCACGGACUCUGGAGGUGCGGCUGAGCUUCAAGAGCCACAGCCUCAGCUUCUACAAUGUCUGCCUGAGCGGGGAAAAGACACACGUGUACACCUUCAAUGCUGUCCUCACAGAGCCGGUUCACGUUGCGUACAGGAUGAUGUCCGCACACCCCAAAGCUCGUAUCACUAUUGGGGAGGCGUUACUAUAAGACUUUUCUAUUAAGUGCCGUCGGUAAUGAAACGAGAGACACUUUAUCAAAUAUGGUACAGAGAGAGAAAGUGUUUUUGUAUAUAUUUGAAGGGACUACAUGUAGGAUUUUACCAUGCAUUAAUCUAUUAAAUGGGCAAUAUAAGAACAGGUUGUCAUUUACGUCACAACAAUUGGGCCCGGAAAGAACAAGACCGGAAGAGACAUGUGAUGAUGGCAAGCGUUGGUAAUUGCAAAUAUUCUAUAGUGCAGAAGCUUAACCUAUAAAUAUACCUGUAUAAUAUGCUGUGGGUCAAACCGCAAUAACUUUGUUAGGUGAUUUGACAAAGGUUUUGGAUGACGGAACAUUUUCGUAAUGAGUAACUGAUGCCAAGACCAAAUAACCACAGAUAAAUGUAGGACCCCGUCAUGGUUGCUUGCAACUAUAUUUAUUGUUAUACUUGUAAAAUAAAAAAAUCUUUAUUAAUCCCUGGUAUUUGACAUAAAAUGUUACAUAAAACAUUCAAGAAGAUUAGGAGGAUUAUUCUACAUCUGAAGACCUGGGUUCAAACAAUUUGUGGGGUUAGUCUGCAUUUACAAUGAUUGAAUGAUAUAUACAUUUCAACGAUUACUAUAGCAAAUGAGUGGAGUUGUGUUCCAAGAUGUGGAGAUCUGAAAAUUUUCUGAUUUUCUUAGUGCCUUCGCUGGCCUGGUUCAGGAAGUAUAGGUCAGUGAACUUUGAUCGAAGGCAGACAGCAGGACGUGUCUUCUGUCACUCCGCUAAAAAAGUGUUUCAUUGAUCAAACCAAAAUAAUUGAGCUAAUGAUUCACACACAUUGUAUAAAAAAAAAAGUUUUCCGAACAAUCCAGAUCCCUCGAAAUGAAUGUAUAUUUUCGACCAAUCAGAUCGAUAGAAAUGCUUCUUUCUUUCCGACCAAUCAGAUCGUUCGAAAUAAUAACUACGCUAUGUAAACUACAUUAAUCUGCCUUUUUAUCACUGUGACUUAAAUAUGUAAAUGUAGGGAAAAGGAGAGAGAAAAGGGCUAAAAUCCUAUGUUUUGGACAUUCUCAACAAAACUCUUUCACUUAAUUAGGCCAUUCAACAUUUCCUUACGUCUUAAACUAUGUUGCUUUAUUUAAACAUAUUUUCACCAUCAUCUUGCACUACAGCAGUCGCCACUUUUUAAUAGGUCCAUGACGCGUAUCCAUGACCCUACCCACCGCCCUUUAAAAAAAGACUAACUUCCGGUCCUUGCUCUCGCGAUAACUUGUGUGCCCAGCGGAGAGCGUCUCAGCUGACCAGUGGGGGAAUUUGGCCUCGACAUCAUGCUGGACGUAGUGAGAUUUGCGCAAUAUAAUGGCAGCACUACACCUUCGCCUUUGGAGAACAUAUCAACAUUCCCGAC